Molecule: messenger RNA, 2567 nt
Organism: Micropterus salmoides (largemouth bass)
Lineage: Eukaryota; Metazoa; Chordata; Actinopteri; Centrarchiformes; Centrarchidae
Product: zinc-binding protein A33-like
Exons: 1
Coding region: 100-1476 (458 amino acids)
Molecular function (GO): protein binding; zinc ion binding
Source: RefSeq, a predicted model, not a curated record
AAGUAAGUUUAAAGGAACUUGCAAGCUAGUGAACAUCCAACUGACUAACUUCCUGUUAUAUUGUUCCACCUGGUGUAUUCAGCUUCACUGAGAGAGAAAAUGUCUUUCCAAUCUGAGAAGGAUCUGUCCUGUCCUGUCUGCCAUGACAUAUUUAGAGACCCUGUUUUUCUGUUAUGUACACACAGCUUCUGUAAAGCCUGUCUGCAAAGAUGGUGGAGAGAGAAACAAAUACAGUGCUGUCCAGUCUGUAAGAAAGUAUCUAAACACUGUGAUCCACCGUGUAACCUGGCGUUAAAGAACCUGUGUGAGGCAUUUUUAAAGGACAGAGAUCAGAGAGCUUCAGCAGAGUCUGGCACUCUCUGCAGUCUGCACUCUGAGAAACUCAAACUGUUCUGUCUGGACCAUCAGCAGCCAGUGUGUGUCAUCUGCAAAGAUUCAAAAACACACAACAACCACAGAUUCAGACCCAUCGAUGAAGCUGCACAGGAUCACAGAGAGGAGCUCAAGAAAUCCCUGAAACCCUUACAGGAGAAACUGAAGCUCUUUGAACAAGUUAAAGGAAACUGUGAUCAAACAACAGAACACAUUAAGGUCCAGGCCCGACACGCAGAGAGGCAGAUUAAAGAGCAGUUUGAGAAGCUUCACCAGUUUCUACAAGAGGAAGAGGAGGCCAGGAUCACUGCUGUGAGGGAGGAAGAGGAGCAGAAGAGCCGGAUGAUGAAGUUAAAGAUUGAGGCUAUGCGCAGAGAGAUAACAGCUCUUUCAGAAACCAUCAAAGCCACAGAGGAGGAGCUGAGAGCUGAAGACGUCUCAUUCCUGCUCAACUACAAGGCUGCAGUAGAAAGAGUCAAGAAGCGCCCCCUGCUGGAGGAUCCAGAGCUGGUCUCAGGAGCUCUGAUAGACGAGGCCAAACACCUGGGCAACCUGACCUUCAACAUCUGGAACAAGAUGAAGGAGAUGGUCUCCUACACUCCUGUGAUUCUGGAUCCAAACUCUGCUCAUCCACAUCUCAUCCUGUCUGGAGAUCUGACCAGCGUGGUGUUGGGAAAGAGAGAGAAGCUUCCUGAAAACCCAGAGAGGUUUGACUACUAUCCCAUUGUCCUGGGGUCUGAGGGCUUUAACUCUGGGACUCACAGCUGGGACGUUGAGGUAGGAGACAGUACAGACUGGAAAGUUGGCAUGUUAGCAGAGUCUGUCCAAAGGAAACAAGAGCCACCAUCUGGAUUAUGGAGGAUAGGGUUCUAUAAAGAUCAGUACUCAGUACGCUCACUACCAGAAUUCUCCACCACUGUCUUUUUGGAGAAGAAACUCCAGAGGAUCAGAGUACAUCUGGACUGGAAAAAAGGAAACCUGUCAUUCUCUGAUCCUGAUACAAACACACACAUCCACACCUUCACACACACUUUCACUGAGAGACUGUUUCCAUACGUUAGCAAUCUGAAUAAAGUCCCACUGAAGAUAUUACCGGUGAAGUAAAAGAGAGCAAACAGAUGGGGUUGGUUACAGGAUGACGACUGAUGACUAGGCUACACAAAGUACAAAGUUUUUCCUUAACUGAUUAUUCAACAUGUUAAUAAAUAGCAAAUUGUUCAGUAAUGACAAAUGUUUAAAAUUCUGGCUUAGCCCAUAAUCGCCACAAUAUUCGCUUGGAUAAAAUGUAUUUGUGUAUAUAUGCCCGCAUCAUCGGUGCUCUCUCUCCACCAGCAGCAAAAUAAUGUUGUUUACAAUAAAAUAACACCUGGUAGAGAGCGGCACCAGUGUUGUGCCGGAGCCAGGCGAGCGUGCAACAUAACCAAGCCCAGCAGCAUUUACGGACAUAAGACACUGUUAAAUGGUAAACUGUAAAUCAACAUUUCUGGCUAAUCCAAUAUAAUGUAUAUAAUUAAUUAUACCAGCAAUAAAGUUCACAUAUAUGACGUCGUAUAACAGGGAGUUUCAAAUGUGAAAUUACUGAUUCAUGUAUUCUGGGAUUGUAAUGACAUUCAGAAGAUCUGGGUGUGAAACUUGUAUAUUUCAUGAUAUAUUACAGGAUACAGAGAUGGAAAUUAAUGUACACUAUAACGACAAAAUAGGAUGUUAAUUCCAGACUUGACAUAGAAUAAUAAUGAGGCCAGACGUGCUUAAAACAGAAGUGUUUAAAUUUCAAUUAGUUACGAUAAAAGGGUGUUCUUGAGAAAGAUGAAAUAAAAACGAAGAUUUAUGAUGGAUUUGUGUAAAUAGUUUCAUGUGAUGGUCAUUGUUAAGAUUAUGCAGUUAUUUAUGUUUGUCUGUUAUGUGAAGGGUGGGUCAAUCUGAAUUAAGAAUUUUCCAUUUAAUGUAACUAUGUUGUUAAUUGAAAAUCUUUCUUUUGAAACCUAACAAUGAUCUGGUCGGUUAAGAGGUUUUAUUCAGUUAUCCAUUGUGCUUUUCAGUCAUCCUCAUUUUGUCAGUGUUGUUGUAUUUUAUGGUAAUCGUCAGAUUUUUAGCAUGACUUAAUGUGAUAUUAUUUGUUAUUGUAAAGUUGAUUGUUUUCAACUACUUUUUAAUAACUUUAUCUUUAAAGCAAUAAAAAAACAUAAGUAUUCUGA